AUGACUGCUUGGGGCUUUCUCCUGGCCCUCUUGGCCCUUUGUGCCCUACCUUGCUCCGAAGCUCUUCACUUCACUCCCGAAGCUGCGAAUAAUACGCUGCGCAGUGUCUAUGACUACAUCAUCGUUGGUGGAGGCACCGCUGGACUGACCAUUGCCAACCGUCUUUCUGAGAACUCAUCUGGUAGCCCAAUAUCUGGCUUGCUCCCAGUCCCAGGAGUCAUCGGCAACGGCGGCUGGAGCGAAUACGAAUGGGGCCUCAUCACAGAACCGCAAACCUAUCUUAACGAUCAGUAUAUGGAAAUACCUCAAGGAAAAGCCAUUGGAGGAAUUCACGUCUCCUAUCCUCGAUACUUCUACAGCCAAUCCAGUGAGUUGCCCAUCGGCUUUGAUUCAACGACUAUUUCUGACUUUGAUGUAGCAAAUGUGCUCGACGGAUUCUCAGAGCUCGGCAUACCCAUCAUUGACGACCCAAACAACGGGACGGCCGCUGGAGCAAUGCUUCUCCCAUCGAGCAUGCAUCCCACCAACCAAACGAGAUCAGAUGCCAGAGAGGCUCACUUCAAUGUGGCAGAUCGCAGGUCUAAUCUUCACGUUGCUAUAGGACAUACUGUUACACGCCUCAUUUUGGAGCCCCAUAACCGAUUCACGGGAAGUCGACGUGUCGUUGGUGUAGAGGUAAGAUACCCAAGGCCUCAAGCGAUCAGGAAAGCAAAGAAAAGAACCGUUGCCUGCAAGAGAGAAGUUAUCGUAUCUGCUGGGGCCAUCUUCUCUCCAACUCUGCUUCAGGUUUCGGGUAUCGGACCAGCCAAGAUUCUUGAAUCACUCGACAUUCCCGUCGAGAUCGACUUGCCUGGGGUUGGAUACAAUCUGCAGGACCAUCCCAUGAUAUACGCUACCUAUUACUACCGCAAUUCUUCCCUCUUCAAAAGCGACGCAAUCAUUGGCGAAGUACAUGACCAGGUCUCUCGCAUGUACAUUAACAACAGAACUGGCAUGUCUAUCUAUUUCGUUGACGACAAGAGUUCAGGAAAAGCUGUUCCUGAUGAUGCCCCUCACUCAGUCAAGAUUGGCUACGAAGCGCAGAAGGAGAUUCUUGGACAACAAGUCCUCAGUAACGACAUGGGGAUAUUUGAGACAAUGGCCAACUCCUGGGGUCAGCUUACUGUCGCUGCCCAAAAGACCUUUUCUCGUGGUACUGUCCGGCCUUCAACCUCCUCCAUCUUUGAUCCACCUCUUCUCGAUCCACGAUACUGCUCCGACCCCAUUGACUGCGAGAUCAUUGUCCUUGGUCUUCAGCUAAACAUGAAGCUUAUCGAGACAAAGGCAAUGAAGGAACUUAUGCCAGAACCAUACACGGCGUUCAACACGACAGAUCACGACAAGUUGAUGAGAGAGGUUCUAAGAGGACUCACCACUGAGAGGCAUCCAUCUGGAACUGUCGCCAUGAUGCCUCGAGAUCUGGGAGGAGUAGUUGACCCUGAGCUGAGAGUGUAUGGAACGUGCAAUCUGCGUGUUGCUGACGCUAGCAUCAUGCCGCUGAUCCCUUCGGCUCAUCUCCAGGCCGUUGUAUAUGCCAUUGCUGAAAAGGUGAGUCUUGGUCGGUGA
Fusarium vanettenii 77-13-4 is the source of this 1605-nucleotide messenger RNA. RefSeq lists its product as uncharacterized. The transcript has 6 exons. Gene Ontology annotation, molecular function: oxidoreductase activity, acting on CH-OH group of donors; flavin adenine dinucleotide binding. NCBI's taxonomy places the organism in Eukaryota, Fungi, Ascomycota, Sordariomycetes, Hypocreales, Nectriaceae. The coding region runs from base 1 to 1605 and encodes 534 amino acids. The record is from RefSeq and is a predicted model, not a curated record.